AUGGCAUACGCUUUCAUACUAUCUCUCACGCCUGCUCAAAUCCAACAGCGGAGGAAGCAGUUGGACCAAGCUGGCUACUAUGCCUGGCUGACGCCUAUCAUUCUAGUGCUCGCUGUCUACCUCUACCGAAAAGCCACCAGCAUCCUGACUUCUCUGCCUGCCUCAUCAAGCUCGAACCCCGCCGUCGCUCGAGCAGCUCCCUCUCAGGUCCAAAUCAUAACUCGACGCAUCUCCUGGAUCCUUGGAACGACGUACAUCCCGGAAUUCGGCCCUCUCCACGUCCAGCUCACAGGUUUGAUCUACACCGUAUGGCUGUUAUACCUCGUCUUCCACAACACAGGUGAAGAUUACAUGCACCUGACCAAAGCCUUCGGGCAUGUGGCCGUCUCCCAACUACCCGUCCACUAUCUUUUAAGCUUCAAGACCCCCCUCUCACCAAUCACCCUGGCGACGGGGCUCACGCACGAGAAGCUCAACCCGUACCAUCGGCUGCUGGGCCGGGUCAUCCACUUUCUCCUCUCGGCGCACGCCGUCAUGUACAUUCGGUUCUUCAUCCAACUGGACGCCUUGACCAAGCGGAUCAAAGACCGUGAUGUGCGACUCGGGCUGGCGGCGUUCUGGGCGUUUAAUCUCUUGGGAUUGUUGGCAGUUCCGCCGGUCAGGAGGAAGGUGUAUCAUGCCGCAUUUUACAGGAGUCAUGUCCUGCUGAGCGCGCUGGUGCUACCGGCCUUGUUCUUCCAUGUUCCGUACACGAGGAAGUAUAUCCUCCAGGCGGGGCUGUUCUGGGUCGUGGGCGGCAUGACGAGAGGCAAGGCUACGGCGCCGGCGAGGAUGAGGACCAGACAGGUUCACGGCACGAAUCUCGUUGAGGUCAAGCUGACGAUGGACAAGGCUAGGUCCAAUCGCUCUUCCGUGCAUGGCGCAGUGCCUGGGUCGCAUGUGUACAUCCAAAGUAGAGCGUUUGGACCCAAGAGUCCGUUCACAGUCCUCAACGUUGGCAUUGCCUCGUCGUCGAGUUAUGAAGAGCCCAAAGAGGAACUCACGCUCAUCGUACGGAAUCUCGGCGGUCCGCAGACUCGCUUUCUGGCGCAAUCGUCAGCUGAAAAGCGAGAGCUCGAAGUCUUCGUUGAGGGCUGCUAUGGGGAGUGUAACGAUUAUCUGCCUCGUAUCCUCUAUCACCCGUCUGCGUCUUCGUUUCCCCCUGGAGCCAGCGUCGCCAGCACCCACCCGAUCCUGCUCGUUGCCGGCGGCAUAGGCGCUACAUUUGCGCUGCCGAUCUACCUAGAGUUGCUAGAUAUGCGAGGAGGUAGCACCGGCGUCAAGUUCAUCUGGCUGGUUCGAACCCUCGACGACGCACGCUGGGGCAUCGCGCUGCUGGAAGACCCACGCCGGGAGAGCGAGGUGGCUGUCGAUGUCGACAUUUAUGUCACUACUAUCUCGCGCAAGUCGAGCGAGGGUUCUUCUCCCUCCUCCUAUUCCUCGUCAAGGAGAGGUCUCACGAUCCACAACAGCUCGAGCCGCCCUAGUCUAUCAACCAUCAUUGGCCCGGUCCUGCAGGCAUCUAGCACUCGCAGCUCCUCGCCAAUACCACCGCUGAUCUCCUCUUCCUCACGGCGCAGCCCGGACCCGCGCAAAAGAGCCAGAUACUACGACGCAAAACUCACUGUUCUGUCGUGCGGGCCGCCGAGCUUAGUCCGCGACCUCAGAAGUGAGGUUGGGAGGCAUGUUGCGAUGUAUGGACGAGAGGUGGAGUGGCACGAGGAAGUGUUUGGCUUUGGUGGUUCGUGA
Molecule: messenger RNA, 1788 nt
Organism: Exophiala aquamarina CBS 119918
Lineage: Eukaryota; Fungi; Ascomycota; Eurotiomycetes; Chaetothyriales; Herpotrichiellaceae
Exons: 1
Coding region: 1-1788 (595 amino acids)
Biological process (GO): copper ion import; intracellular iron ion homeostasis; iron ion transport
Cellular component (GO): plasma membrane
Molecular function (GO): ferric-chelate reductase activity
Source: RefSeq, a predicted model, not a curated record